AUGACGCUGGCAUUGAGCCCUGCGGCCGUGUGUCAGUGCUUCACACUUGUGUCGCUGUGCACAUCUAUCGCAGACCCCAACUGGAUCCAGAUCAAAAACUCUUCUCAAGCAAACGGCCAGCAGCUCAUCUAUGGCGUGGCUUUCACUAUACACGCCUAUCAGAAUCGCACGGACACAGGGCCGCUGGGUGGGCUCAACGGAUGGGGAAUGUGGCUGCUGUACGUGCUGGCGUGUCUCUGCUACAGCGCCGUCCUGCUCUCCAGUUUAUCUUUCCUGCUGGACUUCCUCGGCAGAGCUGUCAGUCACUCACGAGUGGUGACAUCCCUGUAUAUAUUAACAGUGUUGGACUGUCUGGCGGUUCUGGGUGUGUGUGUAACCUGUCUGUUCGUUAUUAAACACAACCUGCAGCGAGCGAAACACUCACGGUCGGACCGAACAGAAAUAAACCCGUCCGAGCUGCUAGUGUCUCCGGGAGAGAGUCUGUACUUUGAGCUGCUGGGUUUGAUCUUCUCGGUGAUGGCCUGUGCUUUUGCCCUGAAGGGUCGAGAGGAGCCCAUCGCACCACGUGAUUACCUGAGUGUGGAAUCUGAGGACAGUGAGACGGAGCCUUUGAUUGGUGGAGCUGAGUGA
This is a messenger RNA of Triplophysa dalaica, 630 nucleotides long. Its product is annotated as transmembrane protein 127. Lineage: Eukaryota; Metazoa; Chordata; Actinopteri; Cypriniformes; Nemacheilidae. Bases 1 to 630 code for a protein of 209 amino acids. Gene Ontology annotation, cellular component: membrane. The record is from RefSeq and is a predicted model, not a curated record. The transcript is spliced from 3 exons. Gene Ontology annotation, biological process: negative regulation of cell population proliferation; negative regulation of TOR signaling.